UGUUCCAUCGUCACGUCCUGAAUUACAUUUCCUGUUAAACAUGGCGGCGACCUUGUGUGGAAACUUAUUACCGAAACCGGGAUGGCUGCCUCUGAUACAGAGUGUUCGGCAUGGGUCCAAGGCUGUGACCCGACACAGGAAACCUGUUCACAUCCUUAAACAGAAGCUUCUGGCCGUCACACAGUACGUUCCUCCUCCACGGGGACCUCCUCCAGGCGCCUACCCCUCUCAAAGAAAACAAGCCCAGAAGCAGGAGAGUGGGUUUGUGAUACUCCUGAAGAAGGAGGUGAAGAAGGUUUUCCAGGACAAUAAAAUGAUUGCUGUGGUCCAGAACAACAACAGCAGUUUUGAGGACAUGCUCAUUCUCAAACAUAGGCUUCAUAGACAUGGCAUCUUUGUCAAGUUCUUCCCUAACCAGGUGAUGCGGUCAUUCCUUAGUGACUCUAUUUACUCCAACAUGGCCCCUCUGUUCAUCGGUUCAACAGUUCUGUUUGUCAGUAAAGUCCCGAAGGUGAAGGAGAUGCUGUCGACUCUAAGGGCCAGUCCACAGAUGAUUCUCUUAGGAGCCUGCAUAGACAACACAUUGCUGAGCACACAGGGCAUUGUGAGCUACUCCAAACUGCCAUCACUGACUGUUGUGCAGGGCGAGCUGGUUAGUGGGCUGACGAUGAUGAUCUCCCACACAGCCUCCAUGCUGCAGCAUCACCCGGCCCACCUGUCCGCCCUGCUGCAGCAGUACAUCAAACAGCAGAGUCCAGACGAUGGCACACAGGCAUCUCCUAAUGGAGAGACCACUAAAUAGUCAGAAGAAACAGACUGUCACAUGGCAAAUGGGACUUCAGAUGAGCUGGAUGCACAGUUCAGUUUAAUAUGUAUCUUAAAUUGAUGUCAAGCUAAAUCGCAGUGUGGAUCUGCAAUCCGUGCACCUCAUCUUUAUGGUGGAAUUGGCGAACAAUGCAGCAGAAAUGUCUGUUCCACUCAUUAUUUAAAGCUAUUGUUGUAUACUAAUAACUUACAUCAAGUCAGUCUGUUCAGGCUCCCCAAAAUCUGUUAAUUAAAUUUUUUUUUUAUAUGUUAUCAGUUUCUUUUGGUUAUGACAGGCUUCCUGAGCUGUAAUAUUGCUAAUGCAAUAUUAAACAUGCAUGAAAACACUGA
This is a messenger RNA of Melanotaenia boesemani (Boeseman's rainbowfish), 1155 nucleotides long. RefSeq names its product mitochondrial ribosomal protein L10 (gene mrpl10). Gene Ontology annotation, cellular component: mitochondrial large ribosomal subunit. Bases 41 to 802 code for a protein of 253 amino acids. Gene Ontology annotation, molecular function: structural constituent of ribosome. Lineage: Eukaryota; Metazoa; Chordata; Actinopteri; Atheriniformes; Melanotaeniidae. The record is from RefSeq and is a predicted model, not a curated record. The transcript is spliced from 5 exons. Gene Ontology annotation, biological process: translation.